This is a messenger RNA of Trematosphaeria pertusa, 1217 nucleotides long. RefSeq lists its product as uncharacterized. The coding region runs from base 92 to 1150 and encodes 352 amino acids. The transcript is spliced from 7 exons. NCBI's taxonomy places the organism in Eukaryota, Fungi, Ascomycota, Dothideomycetes, Pleosporales, Trematosphaeriaceae. The record is from RefSeq and is a predicted model, not a curated record.
GCUCCUGGGAUACUGUAGAUCCGUUCUUUUCGUCGUUCUGUCUAAUCUUCAUUCUCUUCUUUGAGCGCUGUGCGCUGUGUAUAUUUCAGCAAUGUAUUACCAGCCUUCUAUCAUAGCGCUGGCCGCGCUCAUCACCUCCGUUCAUUCCCACGGCGUCAUUCUUGCAGCCGUGGGCGACUCGGGCGCAUCCCAAGGUUUCCUCGUCGACCAAACCCUCGCCCGUAACUGCACCACCAUCAGCCCCUGUCAGCAAGACUCAACCAUCAUCCGCGACUCGGAGAUAACACAGAACAUCGUGAACUCUUGCGGUCGGACGGAGAUAGCGGGGAACAUUGAUGUGGGCGAGCAGACGGAGAAUGAGCUGGCAGCGGGGAGGGUCACACAGGUUAGCAGUGGGAGUGUGCUGGCGGUCACUAUUCAUCAGGUGAACGCUGAUGGUGCCGGCCCGUACGAAUGCGAUCUCGACCAAACAAGCAACGCGGCAAUAAACUUCGUCCCCCUGACAGUCGCCAACAACGUGCCUGGCACGAACGGCCUCUCGCAAGCCAAAGAGCAGGACUUCACCAUCAACGUCCAGAUGCCGCAGAAUUUUAACUGCAUAGGAGCAUCCACAGGGGACAUAUGCACCGUGCGCUGCCGCAAUAACGCAGUCGCCGGUCCAUUUGGUGGCUGCUUCGCGGUCCAGCAGACGGAUGGGACGGGGAGGACGAACACAACUGCUGCCGCCGUCGACACGGCGCAAACGCUCGCCGGCAUCGAAGCACAGGUCCUGCAGAACCAGCAGGAUCUCCCGGCUGCUAUUGCGGCGAAUCAGGCUGCGGGCGCGGCGGGUGGGGAUGAGGGCGCGAGUGCGAUCUCUGCGUUGAUUACUGCGACGCUGGAUCCGAGUGCGACGGCGACAGCCGUAGCAGGGGUGGGGAAUGGGAAUGGGAAUACGAAUGGCAACGGCAACAACGGCAAUGGACGGGGCAACAGGAACGGGCAGAACGCGAACGGUAAUGCAAAUGCGGCGACGGGUAACACGAACGGGAAUGCAAAUACCGCGGGCGGAGCGACAGGAACUAGAAAUGGGGACGGACGAGGCAACAGGGGCAACAGGUUUGGAAAGCAGAGGAGGAGAGCAAAGUUCCUACCGUGGCUAGGUCUUUGAGACAGAGUAGCACCCUUCGAGCUGGUGACGUCUUGCGAUAGCACUCUAGAAAUGAGUUGGGUGGCUG